CAGAAUGAAUGACCUGCAGCGGUAGACGGGACUCUGUAACACCCACAGACAGUCCACGGGAACACCGGCCCACCGCUCCCUCUCUCUCCCCCUCUCUCUCCGGGCGGAGCGGGGCAGCUGGCGGUCUGUGCUCGGCUCGGCUCGGCUCGGCUCACUGCUAGCAAUGGCGAUGCGGGCAGGCCAGCUCCUCUCUCCGUGUCUUCUCGCGGUGGCUUUGUUAGUGCUCGCUAACGGACCGCAGUCGGUGCUUUGUUGUCCGAGUCGCUGUUUAUGUUUCCGAACCACUGUGAGAUGUAUGCAUCUGAACCUGGAAACCGUGCCAGCAGUUUCUCCUCAGACUACCAUUCUAGACCUGAGGUUCAACAAAAUCAAGGAUUUACAACCAGGUUCCUUCAGACGAUUAAAGAACCUCAACACACUCCUACUCAACAACAAUCAUAUACGAAGGAUCCCCAGGGGGGCAUUUGAAGACCUGGAAAACCUCAAAUAUCUCUAUUUGUACAAGAAUGAAAUCCAAUCAAUUGACAGACAAGCAUUUAAGGGGCUUGUCUCUCUUGAGCAACUGUACCUUCACUUCAACAACAUUGAGUCUUUGGAACCAGAAUCAUUCACCCAUCUACCAAAGUUGGAACGACUGUUUUUGCACAACAACAGAAUUACCCAGCUUGUCCCGGGAACCUUCUCUCAUCUUCAGGCCAUGAAGCGACUGCGACUGGAUUCCAACGCUUUAAACUGUGACUGCGAGCUGCUGUGGCUGGCCGACCUGCUGAAGCAGUACGCCGAGUCAGGCAAUGCCCAGGCUGCUGCCACCUGCGACUACCCCAGCCGCCUGCAGGGCAGAUCGGUGGCAACACUCACCGCUGAGGAGCUCAACUGUGAGAUACCUAGGAUCACCUCAGAGCCCCAGGAUGUCGACGUUACAUCAGGAAACACUGUCUACUUUACCUGUAGAGCCGAAGGCAACCCUAAACCACAGAUUAUCUGGCUCAGGAACAACAACGCUCUAAACAUGCGUGAUGACAGCCGUCUGAACCUGCUGGAAGACGGGACGCUGAUGAUCCAAGACACCAGGGAGACAGACCAGGGAGUCUACCAGUGCAUGGCCAAAAACGUAGCUGGGGAGGUCAAGACUUCACAGGUCACUCUGCGAUAUUUUGGAGCUCCGUCGCGCCCCAGUUUUGUGAUCCAACCCCAGAACACUGAGGUCCUGGUGGGGGAGAGCGUGACCCUGGAGUGCAGCGCCACGGGUCAGCCACAGCCUCGAGUCUCCUGGACAAAGGGUGACCGGACACCCCUCCCCAACGACGUGCGCAUCAACAUCACCCCCUCCGGAGGGCUGUACAUCCAGAACGUGGUCCAGGCUGACGGAGGGCAGUACACAUGUUUUGCUUCCAAUAAUGUUGACACCAUACAUGCUACAGCUUAUAUCAUCGUACAAGCAACCCCCCAGUUCACUGUCACACCACAGGACCAGUCAGUCCUGGAGGGUCACACCGUGGAUUUCCCCUGUGAGGCCAGUGGAUACCCACAGCCAGUGAUCGCCUGGACUCGAGGGGGCAGCCCGUUACCUCUGGACCGCCGUCACGUGGUCCUGUCCUCUGGGACGCUCCGCAUCACUCGGGUGGCCGCACAUGACGAGGGCCAGUACGAGUGCCAGGCGGUCAGCCCUGUUGGGACUGUUCGCACCGCUGUGCAGCUCAGCAUCCAGCAGAGAGUAACGCCUGUUUUCACAAAUGCUCCAAGGGACCUGACGGUGGAGUCUGGCCAGGAUGUCCAGAUUCCCUGCAGCGCUCAGGGCCAGCCGCAACCUGUCCUCACCUGGAACAAGGAUGGUAUACAGGUGACAGAGAGUGGCAAGUUUCACAUCAGCCCUGAGGGUUACCUGGAGGUGAAGGACGUCGGCACUGCUGAUGCUGGACGCUAUGAGUGUGUCGCCCGUAAUCCCAUUGGCUACCAGGUUGCUAGCAUGGUGCUCACCGUUACAGUACCUGCAGUCAGCAGAGAGGGCGACACCUUCGUGAGCACAUCCAUAGAGCAGGCCAUCCGAAAUGUGGACAGCGCUAUUGAGUCCACGAGGAGACGUCUGUUUGAUGGUCAGCCUCGUACCCCAGGAGAGCUGCUAGCUCUUUUCCGAUAUCCCCGUGAUCCGUACACGGUGGAGCAGGCGCGUGCUGGGGAGAUCUUCGAGCAGACUCUUCUGCUCAUUCAAAACCACGUUAACCAGGGCCUCAUGGUCGACACCAACGGCACCGCGUUUCGUUACAAUGACCUGGUAUCCCCCCACUUUCUGGAUGUCAUUGCCAAUCUGUCUGGCUGCACAGCCCACCGCCGCUUCAACAACUGCUCUGACAUUUGUUUCCACCAAAAGUACCGCAGCCACGACGGUACCUGCAACAACCUACAGCACUCCAUGUGGGGCGCCUCGCUCACUGCCUUUGAAAGACUCCUGAAGUCUGUCUAUGAUAAUGGUUUUAACCUGCCCAGAGGGGCCACUGAGCUGCUGCAUAAUGGUUAUAGGUUGCCACUUCCGAGGCUGGUGUCCACCACGAUGAUCGGAACGGAGACCAUCACUCCUGACGACCGCUACACUCACAUGCUGAUGCAAUGGGGUCAGUUCCUGGACCAUGACUUGGACUCAACAGUGGCAGCCCUCAGCCAGUCACGGUUUUCCGAUGGCCAGCUGUGUGCUCAGGUCUGCACCAAUGACCCACCGUGCUUCCCCAUCCAGUUCCCACCCAAUGACCCGAGGCAGCUGCGUAGUGGCGCCCGCUGCAUGUUCUUUGUCCGAUCAAGCCCCGUGUGUGGCAGCGGCAUGACAUCUCUCCUCAUGAACAGCGUAUAUCCAAGAGAGCAAAUCAACCAGCUGACCUCUUACAUUGAUGCUUCUAAUGUCUACGGCAGCUCACGGCAUGAAUCGGAGGAAAUCCGUGAUUUGGCCAGCCAGAGGGGUUUGCUUCGGCAAGGUAUCAUACAACGAACAGGAAAACCACUCCUGCCAUUCGCCACUGGACCACCCACUGAGUGUAUGAGGGACGAGAAUGAGAGUCCAAUCCCAUGUUUCUUGGCUGGGGACCACCGUGCUAACGAGCAGCUUGGCUUGACUGCCAUGCACACUGUGUGGUUCAGGGAACACAACCGCAUAGCUACAGAGUUACUGAGACUGAACCCCCACUGGGAUGGGGACACCAUCUACCAUGAGGCCAGGAAGAUAGUUGGGGCCCAAAUGCAGCACAUCACCUACAGUCACUGGUUGCCAAAGAUCCUUGGUGAAGCUGGCAUAAAGAUGAUGGGACCGUACGCUGGUUAUGACCCCAAUGUUAACGCCGGUAUCUUCAAUGCGUUUGCCACGGCUGCUUUCCGCUUUGGACACACCCUCAUCAACCCAAUACUGUACAGGUUGGAUGAGGACUUCCAGCCUAUCCCCCAGGGACACAUCUCUCUUCACCGGGCCUUCUUCUCCCCAUUCCGCAUCGUCAACGAGGGUGGCAUCGACCCACUCCUCCGUGGGCUCUUUGGUGUCGCUGGUAAAAUGCGUGUUUCAACACAGCUUCUGAACACAGAGCUGACUGAGAGGUUGUUCUCCAUGGCCCAUGCUGUAGCUCUGGACCUGGCAGCCAUGAACAUACAAAGAGGAAGAGAUCAUGGAAUACCACCAUAUAAUGACUAUAGGACCUUCUGUAACUUGACCUCAGCUCAGACGUUUGAUGACCUCAGGAAUGAGAUCAAGAACCCUAAUGUCAGAGAGAAACUGCAGAGACUGUAUGGGACUCCUCUGAACAUUGACCUUUUCCCUGCCCUGAUGGCUGAAGACCUGGUCCCUGGCAGUAGAUUGGGGCCCACCCUCAUGUGUCUUCUUGCAACUCAGUUCAAACGCCUUCGGGAUGGAGACAGGUUCUGGUAUGAAAACCCAGGUGUGUUCACUCCCGCCCAGCUGACCCAGCUCAAGCAGUCUUCUCUGACUCGAGUGUUGUGUGACAACGGCGACAACAUCACACGCAUCCAGCAGGAUGUGUUCAGGGUGGCCGAGCUGCCCCACGGGUACGGCAGCUGUGACGACGUCUCUCAGAUCGACCUACGCAUGUGGCAAGACUGCUGUGAAGACUGCAGAACUAAGGGUCAGUUCAAUGCCCUGUCGUACCACUUUAGAGGACGCAGAUCAGCUGAGCAUAGCUACACAAAGGAUAAGCCUGCCAACAGCAUCCUGGAGAACAGAUCAGAGGCAGCCCUAGGAAGUCUUGCAAAUGUUACUGUGACCUCCAAAAAGAGCACUGAACCCUCAGUUAAUGACUUUCAGGAUUUUGUCUCUGACAUGCAGAAGACAAUCACAAGCUUACGAAAGCAGAUUAAAAGACUUGAAACCCGUCUGAGCAAGACUGACUGCACUGAUAGUGAGGGGCGGGAGCGAAUAGAUGGAGAACGGUGGAAAAAGGACUCCUGCACCAUGUGUGAAUGCAGAGGCGCCCAGGUGACUUGCUUUGUGGAGUCUUGUCCAACACCUGAGUGCAAACGGCCCGUCAAGCUAAAAGGCUCCUGCUGCCCCGUGUGCCUGGAGCGGGCUGAUGCUGACCAGAGGCAAAAAUCAGACACCCGCCAUGAAUAACCCUCAGGACCCCAACAAUCCUCCUGACAAACACGUCUGAGAGUCAGACCAUCAGAAUCAGACAUAUCGAGAGAGAAGAUGAGACUCGUGAGGGUGUGCUGAUCCACAGCCACUAAUCACCUCGAUGGACCCAACAGCCUCGCCUCAGUUUUUUUUUUUCUUAUUUUAAAUUUUGUUUUCUUUGAUCAGGGGAGGGGUUGAAAUUUUUUCCUCCUCAUUUCUGCUUUCAGCAGCCUGAGGCUUGUUUGGAAAUCCUCUGGCAACAAGCCAGCAAUCACUAAAUGGACAUAUUUCUGGACCGAUGGGCAGAUGGAUGGAUGGAUGGAUGGAUGAAUGGACGGAUGAAUGCAUGGGUGGAUUAUAAGGAGAACAGACAACCCUCUCCUCCUUGCUCACUAAGGCUUCUGAAGUGUAAUAGCAUUUGUUGGCUCUCCUACGACUAACACUUGAUAACAAAACGCAGGACCAGUUGCCGUUGAUGAGCAGGAAAGGGAAGUAGAUAGAAAGUUGGCAGCCAUUUUGUUGUCUCACAAAAUUUUCUCAGGUUAGAGAUAAUGAAAACUGGUGCUAUUUUCCCCUUUUUUACUAUGAUUAAUCACUAAAUAUGAACCUUCAAAGUAUUGUCUUUUGUAUGCAAAGCAACUUAUAUACACUCAGUAUGUCUUUUAUUGCUACAACACAUUUGAAAGGAUUGUUUUAUUCAAACUAAAAGACUUUUUUUUUUGACUAGAGUUACUUCAUCUAUUAAUCCACGGUGCUAUAUAUCAUGUUAUUAUGUACUUUUUUCCCUUUUUGUAUAAAAAUGCUUACAUAUGAAGAUAAUGUGAAGCCCUAGAAAAAUGUUUGUAUUGCAAAAGUAAUGUCUACUGAUUCCUGCUCCUGUCUCCAUGGAUCACUUGUUAACCGACUUACUGUGUGUGCUGGCCGGUGCCGAGCUUGAGUGAGGUGGAGCCGUGUGGCGCUCGCCGUUGCAGGACACUCGAUCCAGCUCUCGCACUGUUGUGCUCCUUUGCAAGUUUCAUUUUGCUUUCAGAAAGCAGUGAAAGAAUAUCCAUUUUUACCACUGUAAUGUUGUGAACUUCAUCCCAGUAUUUUUCUAAAGCCAAAUGUAUGAUUUAGUAACUUCUAAAAUUACAUAAAUAGCAUGUCUCUAUCUAUGAAAGUGUAUGAAUGUCGUAAGGGUCAGGAUGCAGCCUUUGGUACUGCUAACUCUACCACAGCAGUAUUCUCCUUCUGACCUGCUCGCAGUUGGUUUUUAUUCAUGUAUAGACUGUAGUACACGUGACUGAAGGACUGCCUCUCUAACUGCUCUUCUCUGCUGUUGUGGACCUGCAGCUUUCUAGGCUCCAGUUUACACCAGGACACGCUUGCAUGCAUUCCUUUGUCAAGCAUCCGCUUUGACUCCUCCUUUUCCCUUUGAGCUUUGGUCAUGUGUGAUGUUUCCCCCUAUAAGGGCGGCUUUCAGUGUUGAUAUAGGUUAGGAAUGCUUACCCAGCUCAUGUUUCUUUGCCAUAUUGAAGAUUUUGAGUGUGGAGUGACGUCAUUCAGCGGAGCAUGUGUGGAGUGCAGGCUUCUCUCGCCCUCUGACCCUCAUUCCACUGUAAUGGAAGCCAUAUGAGAGGGGAGGCAGGGGUGAGGUUGGGGAGGGGCGCUGAUGAUGGGGAUAUAGUGUCAAUCACAGCAGGUCUUUACCAUGUUGGUAUCGUGAGAUGAGCAGGCCUUUCACAUGUGCUGUACACAGACAAACACCACUCCUUGUACUCCAUGCACUGGUUCGCUCAGUGUAACACAGGUCAUAUUUGUUGUUUUCCUGUUCUGCGUCGCUCCUAAUUGUGUCGAAGCAGUUCUAGCGUUCCUUCCCAUUGUUUUCUUUUUGUGGUAACGUCCUGAGCGUGCGUCUGUCACUAAACAGAAAUAAUACUCUGCGGAAUGUUCCAUUCAGGAUUCCAGAAGGAUUACAAGGCUGGAAGUCACACUGGUCAAUUAGUAUCAUAUCAUAUGUUCAAAUAUACUGGACAAGUCGAACUGUGUGUCUACAGUUGCGUAUUUUGGACUGUGGCUUCUCCUAUAAUACAUAAUGUUGCACCAUAUGAGUAACAACAUGUGUUCUAAUGUGCGUAUGUGUGUGUGUUUUACUGAAUCUUCUGUUUCAGUAUAUUAUCAUAAACCUUGUGCAUGGAUGAGUGUAUGAAUCUCUUUCUGUCUCAGUAACAGGCUAACUGCAUUUUGGUGAGCGUCCCAAGGUUUGGCUGCCAAAGCACUGUGAGCUCUCUUCGUUACCUGUCUUCAUAUUAACGUAUCUAUUGUACUAGUUCAUUUUUAUUUUCUGUUCUCUUCAUGGUUCCCCAUCUCUGUUUCCCCCUUAUAAAAGUUCCAAGUGUUAGUGGAUGCACUGCUCUGCAAGUCUAAACAUGCUUUACCUACACUGUCCCUUUAACUAGUGGUCAAUGUGGAUAUACUAGUACCUAUCAUGACAGUUGUAUUGUACCUUUGCCAAAGAAUGGUUUGCACUGUAAUGUAUGCCUCUCGACAGUAAUAAUAAAUAAAUAAGCCACAUUUAAAUUACA
Messenger RNA from Amphiprion ocellaris (clown anemonefish), 7167 nucleotides. Its product is annotated as peroxidasin. The record is from RefSeq and is a predicted model, not a curated record. Gene Ontology annotation, molecular function: heme binding; protein binding; peroxidase activity. The transcript is spliced from 23 exons. The coding region runs from base 164 to 4600 and encodes 1478 amino acids. Gene Ontology annotation, biological process: response to oxidative stress. Lineage: Eukaryota; Metazoa; Chordata; Actinopteri; Pomacentridae.